AUUGUGACGUUUUAAAAAGUCCCCGAGCUGCACUCGCCUCUCCGCUCCCGGAGAAAGAAGCUUUCACCGCGGCCAGGAAGCAAGACCCCGCCACGCUCCAACCGCAUCACCGCCACUUAUACUACUUUCUACUCUUUUUGUUGUAUUUUGCUGUGGAAUAUGGCCUGCGGGGCGACGUUAAAGCGCUCGAUGGAGUUCGAGGCCCUCCUCAGUCCGCAGUCUCCCAAGCGGAGGAGGUGCACCCCCUUGCCGGGGACUCCUGGUACUCCGGCCCCGCAACGAUGCAACCUCCGCGCCCCGGUGCUGGACAGUCCGCCGCAGAGCACGGCAGGCGAGAGCAGACUCACACCAGAGCAGAUCUUCCAGAACCUCCGCCAGGAGUACAGCCGCAUCCAGAGGCGGCGGCAGCUGGAGGGGGCCUUUAACCAGACCGAGGCCCCCAGUCCCACUUCCUCCCUGCACGCCCCCAGCUCUCCACCAGGUGCCUCGAGACGGGACCAGCCCUCGUUCACGCUCAAGCAGGUGAGCUACCUGUGCGAGCGCCUGCUCAAAGACCACGAGGAGAAGAUCCGGGAGGAGUAUGAACAGAUCCUUAACACAAAACUGGCAGAGCAAUAUGAAUCCUUUGUGAAAUUCACACAAGAUCAGAUCAUGCGAAGAUACGGCGCUCGGCCCGCCAGCUACGUCUCCUGAACUCGACGAGAUUCCACUGGCUUCCUCUCUCUUUCUGUCACAAGCUGGCUGACCUUAUACGGCCCUUCUACCACACACACACACACAUAUACACACACACACACACACACACAGUGCCAUGGUUUAUCUGCUUUGUAUCCAAAACUAUUGCUGCUGGCCAAAACCUUUCAAAGAAAUGUUGAGAGACGAUGUUAUGUUAUGAAGCCCCGCCCCCUUCCAGCCCUCCCUUGAUAUUUUUCUUAGUUUUUUUUUUUUUUUUUUUUUUUUCUUAUUUUCCUCUGCAAAUCCCUUCUUCCCGUGUGGCCCGGCACUGUAGAAUAAAAGGCUUCUCAUGUGA
Nerophis ophidion (straightnose pipefish) is the source of this 1030-nucleotide messenger RNA. It is a transcript of the gene akirin1, whose product is annotated as akirin 1. The coding region runs from base 160 to 693 and encodes 177 amino acids. Gene Ontology annotation, cellular component: chromatin; nucleus. The record is from RefSeq and is a predicted model, not a curated record. Lineage: Eukaryota; Metazoa; Chordata; Actinopteri; Syngnathiformes; Syngnathidae. Gene Ontology annotation, molecular function: transcription coregulator activity. Gene Ontology annotation, biological process: positive regulation of lamellipodium assembly; myoblast migration involved in skeletal muscle regeneration; positive regulation of macrophage chemotaxis. The transcript has 5 exons.